AACAGCUUCACGGAGUACCUAGCUAGCUACAAUUCACUUUGCUGCAUUCAAAAUUAACUUUUGAAAUGUCAUUCUUGGAGGACGAAUCAUCAGAGAACGGGAGGACGGGUCGCACAAAAAUGGAAAGCUUUUUCUUCAGCUGUGAGCUGUCUUCCCAAGUCCCGUUCUACACGUUUCAAGGAGACGAAGAGGAGAGCCUCGAACAGUAUCUUGAUCUCCGGACUAUCUGUCUGGGCAGCGGUGCAAAGGAAGAGAGCAACGUGGUGGAGGUGACCGCUCUGAAUCACCGGGGGAAGAAAGUGUCCGUGCCGGUGGCAAACCUCCACAUCUCCUGCCUGCCCAUGGUGAGCAUGGGCGAGUUCGAGGUGAAGACCCCCGUGACCUUCCGGCUCAAGUCUGGAUCUGGACCCGUCUGCGUGAGCGGGCUUCACCUCAUUGCUUUUGAAGAUGACGAGGACGACGAUGAAUCCGACGUGUCAGAGGAUAUGGAGGAGAUUGAUGAUGACAUCAUCCCCAUCAAACCAGCGAAGAAGAAGCAGCAGCUCUGACUGAAUUGAAGCUACAAGAAGCAGUGAUGCCACAGAUGGAAUGGAGUGGGACCUGUUUCUCAUGGGUUUUUUCAACAGCCGUUGUCAGGCACCUUCGAUAAAGUUCUUUAUGAUUAUAAAAAAACAUUUUUGUACAUUUAACAGUUUUUACAAUGUGAAGUCAAGUUUUCAUCAUAAAGUUUUGGUACUGUUGGGGGGAAAAAACAACUCAUGCUGUAUGGCAGCAAUAUGACAGGGUCUCUGUGCCGUUGUUGCCGUACAGUUUCACAGUGUGUGUAUGUACUUGUAUUUUGCAUGCCUCAUUCUUCGACCAAUGUCACAAUGAAAAGGUCUUCGUCAUUUUCAGGCAAGAGUACAUCUUUUGUCACGCUCUUCUGUGUGCCCUCAAUGGAAAGGGUACAGCACAGUUUUUUU
Molecule: messenger RNA, 962 nt
Organism: Megalops cyprinoides (Indo-Pacific tarpon)
Lineage: Eukaryota; Metazoa; Chordata; Actinopteri; Elopiformes; Megalopidae
Product: nucleoplasmin-like protein NO29
Exons: 6
Coding region: 66-548 (160 amino acids)
Biological process (GO): chromatin remodeling
Cellular component (GO): cytoplasm; nucleolus; nucleoplasm
Molecular function (GO): chromatin binding; RNA binding; histone binding
Source: RefSeq, a predicted model, not a curated record